CUCUAUGGCUUUACAUGAGCAAGCAAAGCCAGUGCACAUCGCUCCUGCAAAAAACAACUCUGAUUAUUGUUAUGGCAAAAGGAGAGGGAGCCGAGCAUUUUUCAUCCGUCUUGUUACCUUCAACCAAACCUUUUAAUCAAAAUGAAAUCAAAAUUGCCAAGCAGGAGAGGAAAAGAGCUCUGACUGUGUGCAAUAAGUUGUGUUUUGCAAUUGGUGGGGCUCCAUAUCAGAUCACGGGCAGCGCCCUGGGCUUCUUUCUGCAGAUCUUCCUUCUGGAUGUAGCAAAGUUGGAUCCUCUCAAUGCUUCUGUAAUCCUGUUUGCGGGUCGGGCCUGGGAUGCAGUGACUGAUCCCACAGUUGGGUUUUUAGUAAGCAGAACCCCAUGGACACGCCACGGACGCAUGCUGCCCUGGAUUCUGGUGUCCACCAUGCCAGCUGUGUUGUGUUAUUUCCUGAUAUGGGUGGUUCCUCCUAUAGAGCAGGGCAAGAUAAUGUGGUACCUGCUCUUCUACUGUCUCUUCCAGACUCUCCAGACAUGUUUCCAUGUGCCAUACUCUGCUCUGACAAUGUUCAUCAGCACUGAGCAGAGUGAAAGAGAUUCAGCCACAGCGUACCGUAUGACUGUAGAGGUGUUAGGUACGGUAAUUGGCACUGCUGUCCAAGGGCAGAUUGUGGGCAUGGCCAACAGCCCCUGCAUUAACGGCACACCUCUGACUAGCAGCUCCAAUCAAUCAUUGCUGGAAAAUGUCACUAAGAUCACAGUGGAUGAUAAAAUAUUUAAUGAGAGGCGUGCAUAUAUGAUUGCAUCUGCAGUCAUAAGUUUGAUCUACAUUCUAUGUGCUGUUGUGCUGUUUCUUGGAGUGAGUGAGCAGGAGAAUGAGGGUGGUUUAAAAAAAGCACAGAGGCAUGCGUCAUUCCAGACCGGUCUGCGGUUGGUGAUGGGUCAUGGACCGUAUGUUAAACUUGUGCUGGCUUUCCUCUUCACCUCGCUGGCCUUCAUGAUGUUGGAGGGAAAUUUUGCUGUAUUCAUCAAGUACACACUGGGAUUUCGAAAGGAUUUUCAGAAUAUUUUACUGGCCAUAAUGCUGUCCGCCACUCUCACCAUCCCCAUGUGGCAGUGGUUUCUCUGUCGGUUUGGGAAGAAGACUGCCGUAUACAUCGGCAUCACAUGGGCGGUGCCCUUCAUGAUCCUGGUGGUGUGUGUAAAAAGUAGUCUCAUCGUAUCCUACAUUGUAUCCAUUGCAGCUGGUGCUAGUGUGGCUGCAGCCUUCCUCCUGCCCUGGUCCAUGCUUCCUGACGUGGUAGAUGAUUUUCAAGUCCAGAAUCCUGACUCUCACGGUCAUGAGGCUAUUUUCUACUCCUUCUAUGUUUUCUUCACCAAAUUUGCCUCUGGAGUGUCACUUGGAGUAUCAACAUUGGCAUUAAGUUUUGCAGGUUAUGUGACGGAAGGUUGUGUUCAGCCUGAUUCAGUGAAUCUGAUGUUGAAGAUGUUGGUAUCGGCUGCUCCUGUAUCACUCAUAGCUCUAGGGCUGCUCAUAUUUAAAGCAUAUCCCAUCGAUGAAAAACGCAGGCAGUACAACAACAAACAACUGCAGCUGCUACUGCGGCGAAGUGACGACCAAGUCUCAGAAAUGGAGGCCUUACAGCCUGAACUCAAAGCAUAAAAUACCAGGGAUGGCUAUUCCCUGCUCUGGCCUACAGAGGGGGCCAACAUACAUCAUAACCACAGCAAAGAGGAAAUCAGUCAGCUGAACUUUUAGAGAGAACUUUCCUCACUCAGCUGGUUAACUGGACCAAUGGAGGAUAGAGAUAAACCUUUAUAUAUCUGCAUUACCAUCCUGAAUCUGCAUAUUUACACAACCUUAACAACUACAAGGCACUUUUUGCUGCUUUCUAACAGCUCUUCCUGGUGAACAAAGGGAAGCUUAUAAAGCGAGAUAAAUAUGACGUUCAGAUUUGGAAUAACCAUACACUAACACAUCAGCUUGCAACUCUCUUUUCUUGUUUCUUGAGAUGUUGGAUUCACAUUAUUAAAUGUUAAGGAGUUGCAUUUAUCUUAGAAAAUCUUUUUCAAAAUUGUGAAUUAUUAUUAUUAUUAUUAUUAUUAAUAAAUAUAUAUUAUUGUUGUUAUUAUUAUUAUUAUUUUUAUUUUUAUUUUUUAUUUUUUUGUACUAAUGGGAUUUUGGGGUUAAAUUGAAAAAAAAAAAUCUCUUUCCACUUCUUUAAAGAUCUGAAACCCUUGUGCUCUGUGUAGGCCAAUUUAUUAGACUGAAGAUGACACUUUAUAGUUCGAGCCAAUUUUUAUGAUUCUGUAUUUAUUUAUUGUGUCUUAAACUGAGCAAAAAAAUGAUGAGAUUUGCUAAAACCUGAUCAAAUGAGAUUAUAGCAAUUCACAUAAAUUAAUGUAUUUCUUUACUGCAGUCACAGCUAAUGGGACAUCAAUUCUCUGCAUGUACUCAGCUGUGCCAAAGGAGUCAAUAAGAAUAUCUGUAACAGACUACAGCAACAUUUAGAUGAAGGCUUUAAUUUUCAUUUGUGCAGUUUUUUUUUUCCAUCAUGAUUUUUCUGCAUUUCUUUUUUUUUCUUUUUUUUUUUUUUUAUAAAUGUUUGUGUCUUUGUGUGUGUGUGUGUGUGUGAGAGAGAGAGAGAGAGAGAGAGAGAGAGAGAGAGAGAGAGAGAGAGAGAGCGCGCGAGAGAGAGAGAGAAAGAGAGAGAGCGAGAGAGUGAGAGAGAAAGAAAAGUGUUUGAGCACAUGAAGCAAUUUUAACUGUUUCACUAACUGUUAAGACCAUAAAUAAUGAUUAUGAAUCUAUAAAUAAUAUUGUGAGUUCUCCUAGGUACUGAGGGUUAUCUAGAAAGAAAUAAGCUAUGGGCAUUGUGUGGUGCAUAGCUGUCUGUAAUGUGUUAUACCUGCAGUCUUCAUCUCCCUGUAAACUUAAGAGAUGAAAAUGAAGCUGGAAUAUUUUCUCUAUAGUUUUAUGUCUGUAGAAAUUGUCUUGUUUUGUCCAGCGAAUGAAGGUUGUAAAAUGUAAAGUGUUAAUAGAGAAACAGUUUCUCUCAAAACCUCAAACCCUAAGAACACUACACAACUACAAAAACAUGUAUAAUAUAUGUAUCCUUAAUUGUAUAGCCUGACACAUUUGUUUUGGGGGCUUAAAAACGGCUUUAUUGUAUGUAAUUUUACUUGUUUUGAUGUGUCUUAAAUAUUAUGCAUAAAACAAUAAGUGUGAGGAAUCAGUGAAGUUUA
This is a messenger RNA of Myxocyprinus asiaticus (Chinese sucker), 3247 nucleotides long. RefSeq names its product sodium-dependent lysophosphatidylcholine symporter 1-A-like. Gene Ontology annotation, biological process: carbohydrate transport. Gene Ontology annotation, molecular function: lysophospholipid:sodium symporter activity. Gene Ontology annotation, cellular component: membrane. The transcript is spliced from 14 exons. NCBI's taxonomy places the organism in Eukaryota, Metazoa, Chordata, Actinopteri, Cypriniformes, Catostomidae. The record is from RefSeq and is a predicted model, not a curated record. The coding region runs from base 15 to 1664 and encodes 549 amino acids.